This is a messenger RNA of Miniopterus natalensis, 1623 nucleotides long. Its product is annotated as solute carrier family 22 member 2. Gene Ontology annotation, biological process: transmembrane transport. Gene Ontology annotation, cellular component: membrane. Gene Ontology annotation, molecular function: transmembrane transporter activity. NCBI's taxonomy places the organism in Eukaryota, Metazoa, Chordata, Mammalia, Chiroptera, Miniopteridae. The record is from RefSeq and is a predicted model, not a curated record.
CUCCUCCUGCCUUCAGUGACCAUGCCAACCGUGGAUGACAUUCUCGAGCACAUAGGGGAGUUUAACUCUUUCCAGAAACAAACGUUCUUCCUCCUAGCUCUGCUCUCCGCAUCGUUCACCCCCAUCUACGUGGGCAUCGUCUUCCUGGGCUUCACCCCCGAGCACCGCUGCCUGAGGCCCGGCGUGGCCGAGCUGAGCCUGCGAUGCGGCUGGAGCCCGGCCCAGGAGCUGAACCUCACGGUGCCCGGCCCGGGGCCCGCGGGCGAGGCCUUCCCCCGCCAGUGCCGCCGCUACGAGGUGGACUGGAACCAGAGCGCCCUGGGCUGCGCGGACCCGCUGGCCGGCCUGGCCCCCGACAGGAGCCACCUGCCGCUGGGCCCCUGUCGGCACGGCUGGGAAUACGACACGGCCGGCUCCUCCAUCGUCACCGAGUUUAACCUAGUGUGUGCCAACUCCUGGAUGCUGGACCUGUUUCAGUCGGCCGUGAACAUGGGAUUUUUUAUCGGUUCUGUGGGCAUCGGCUACUUAGCAGACAGGUUAGGCCGUAAGCUCUGCCUCCUGGUCACCAUCCUCAUCAAUGCCGUCUCUGGAGUCCUCAUGGCGGUUUCCCCAACCUACACAUGGAUGUUAAUCUUCCGCUUAAUCCAAGGGCUGGUCAGCAAGGCGAGCUGGUUGAUAGGCUACAUCCUGAUUACAGAGUUUGUCGGGCUGAGCUACCGCAGGACAGUGGGGAUUGUUUACCAGAUGGCCUUUACCGUGGGGCUCCUGGUGCUGGCCGGGGUGGCGUACGCACUGCCUCACUGGAGGUGGCUGCAGUUCACAGUUACUCUGCCCAACUUCUGCUUCCUGCUCUAUUACUGGUGCAUACCUGAGUCCCCAAGGUGGCUAAUCUCCCAGAACAAAAACGCUGACGCCAUGAGGGUCCUGAAGCACAUCUCGAGGAAGAACGGAAAGCCCAUGCCUCCGGCCCUGCAGAGCCUCAGGCCUGAUGACGAAGCCGGCGGGAAGCUGAGUCCUUCGUUCCUGGACUUGGUCAGAACCCCUCAGAUAAGGAAACACACCCUGAUCUUGAUGUACAACUGGUUCAUGAGCUCUGUUCUCUACCAGGGCCUCAUCAUGCACAUGGGCCUCGCAGGGAGCGACCUCUACCUGGACUUCUUCUAUUCGGCCCUGAUGGAGUUCCCCGCGGCCCUCGCCAUCCUCCUCACCAUCGACCGCAUCGGCCGUCGUUACCCAUGGGCUGGGUCAAACAUGGUGGCGGGGGCAGCCUGCCUGGCCUCAGCUUUCAUCCCUGACGACCUGCAAUGGCUAAGAGUCACCGCCUCAUGCUUGGGCCGCAUGGGGAUCACCAUGGCCUUCGAAAUAGUUUGCCUGGUGAACGCGGAGCUGUACCCCACAUUCAUCAGGAACCUCGGGGUGCUCGUCUGCUCCUCCCUGUGUGACAUCGGCGGCAUCAUCACGCCGUUCCUCAUAUACCGGCUCGCUGACAUCUGGCACGAGCUCCCACUGGUGAUUUUUGCUGUGCUUGGCUUGAUUGCUGGAGGACUGGUAUUGUUGCUCCCAGAGACCAAAGGGAAGACUUUGCCUGAGACGAUUGACGAGGUUGAGAAGAUGCAGAGGUAG